Messenger RNA from Pelmatolapia mariae (spotted tilapia), 1643 nucleotides. It is a transcript of the gene guca1aa, whose product is annotated as guanylate cyclase activator 1Aa. Gene Ontology annotation, molecular function: calcium sensitive guanylate cyclase activator activity; calcium ion binding. The coding region runs from base 191 to 760 and encodes 189 amino acids. The record is from RefSeq and is a predicted model, not a curated record. Lineage: Eukaryota; Metazoa; Chordata; Actinopteri; Cichliformes; Cichlidae. The transcript is spliced from 4 exons.
CUACACACACACACUUGAGCUACAAAAGGGGCCAUCCUGCCACUGCUCUCACUCUAAAAGUCCCAGUGUUGUGUGACUGUGAAGAGGGACGGUCUUUGCCUACUUCACAGUAGACCACUUGGGCUGUGAGGUCUGAGUCCAGCUUGUAACAGAGUCCAGCUACCUUAUCUGAGUUUUGGAAAACUAAAAAAUGGGCAAUUCAAACGGCUGCACUGUGGACGACCUGCAGGCUGUGGAGAUGCACCUGUGGUACAAGAAGUUCAUGACUGAGUGCCCCUCAGGGCAGCUCACCCUGCACGAGUUCAAGCAGUUCUUCGGGCUGAGAGGUUUGGACCCAGAGGCCAACGCCUACAUUGAGCAGAUGUUUCGCACGUUUGACAUGAACAAGGACGGCUACAUAGACUUCAUGGAGUACGUGGCCGCUCUGAGUCUGGUGAUGCGGGGAAAGAUGGAGCACAAGCUGCGCUGGUAUUUCAAACUCUAUGAUGUGGAUGGGAACGGCUGCAUUGACCGCCACGAGCUUCUGAACAUCAUCAAGGCCAUCCGCGCAAUCAAUGGAAAUGAAAAUCAGGAAACAUCUGCGGAGGAGUUCACUAACCGAGUGUUUGACAGGAUUGAUAUAAAUGGAGAUGGGGAGCUUUCCCUGGAGGAGUUUGUGGCUGGCGCUCGCAGCGAUGAAGACUUCAUGGAGGUGAUGAUGAAGAGUCUGGAUCUCGCCCACAUCGUGGCCAUGAUCCACAACCGGAGGCGAAGCAUUUAGGAUCCGUCCCUUCCGAUUACCUCAUCCUCAUUCACGAUUUGACCUGAAUGUUUCAGUCAGUCGGGUCAUUUUAUAGACUGAGAUUUCUAUUAAGAUUGAAUCCACUUUAAUAUGAUUCCAGUGUGUCUUGGAGACUGACACAUAUCUUAUGUUUGAUCUCUAAAGGAGUGACACAUAUGCACUUUAAAUGGGAUGACUCAGUCAGCCUUUGCAGACUGCUCAUUGUCCUUGUUUAAUGAUGGAGAUCGCUCCCAAGGCCACCUCGGCAUGAGGGAUGAUCUCUCAGACGGUCCACUUACCCUAAGACACCCUGAGGCAUAAAGGAGGGAGAUAGUGGAGUAGCAGAGUGGCAAUUACAUACACUCGACUAGGCUUUCCAAAUCUUUUUUUUUUAAUAUAUAUAUAUAUAUUUCUGAGUUCCUCUGCACCAAAUUACUCAAAUCUCUAUUUACCCGCUCUUGCCUGGGGGGUUUACAGGAGGGAGCUAUGACACUGCAGUGUGCUCAACAUCCAUGCUAAUUUGAUUAAGUCAGUGGCUGUAAAACAGGAGCAGGUGGGAGAUGUGGCAGUGAAAAAACAGUUAUCAAAUGUUUACCUUUUAUAUACAUUUGUAACUUUAUUUUUUUUUUAAUCUUUUGAAAACAAAAGUUUAAGUUGGAGCGAAACGCAGGCUUGUGGUUUUGCAGCUUUUCUCUCUGUGUGGGAGUUUCUUUGGCUGAAUGGUUUGCUUUUUUUAUUCAGCAUUAAUGGAGAUUAGUUUUGUUAUGUUUGUUGGCUACGCUCAUCUUGUGCCUUCUGUUGGAAGACUACAGAAUGUGUUUGAGUUCAGCUUUUGCUUAUUUGUACACUAAAAAUAAACAAUAAAAAAAACAAUACACACACA